CCCCCCAUCCGGGUCCUGGUUGCCGCGGCAGGUUGCCAUGGAGCCCGAAACCCGGAAGUGGCGAGGAAAGGCCGCCGGAGUCGGAGAAAGGACCGCUGCCGCCUGGGGUGAAAUGGUGGUUUCGCUGGCCCGGCCGGCGCUUACCCGCUAUGUCUCAGAGCCCCGACGAGGCCGCCGCGGAGCGGGAGCUGGCAGAGGACAGUCUUUCUGCAAUGACGUUUGAAUCUGACACAGAAACGAAACUGAAGAAGAAAACAUCUCGCAAGCCUCCAAAAUCACCAAAGUCUCCAUACACCUCUAGCACAUGUUUCCAUUCUAAAAAGGCUGGAUUUCUGAGAACCUUGAAGGGCACAGACAGUAAGCACUUUGAAAUCCCCUUGGUUAAAGCACCAAGGCAGCUGUGGCACGGAUCGUUCAAGCAAGGUGCUUGGAUGAACCAGACGAAGUCGGACCCUGACGUGGGUCCUGUGCUGACCACUCUUCCUGGCAGCACACCAGAGUAUCUGAAGGAAGCUUUGGGCAUGAAGAAGCCAAAACACGCUCGCUCUGCCGGCAGUGGCUACAUCCCUGGAACUCCAGACUACAAAGAAAAAGAAGAUAUGUAUGAUGAGAUAAUUGAAUUAAAGAAGACAAUACAAGCCCAGAAAAGUGAAGCAGAUCGGAUGAAAACCAAACUUCGGCGACUCGAAGAGGAAAAUAACCGAAAGGACAAACAGAUUGAACAGCUGCUGGAUCCCUCCAGGUGGUCUGAAUUUGGCUGGAUGCGGACAGAGCAGAAAAAUGAUACCAGCUCGAUGCUUAACGGAUUGAAGCAGAAGAUCCUCAAACUGGAGCAGCAGUGCAAGGAGAAAGACAACACUAUUAACAAACUCCAGACAGAUGUGAAAAGCACUAAUGUGGAAGAAAUGAAAAUUGCCCUGCAAACCUAUUACGAGGAGAUCCAGCGACUCCAAACCCUACUGGCAAAAUCGAAGACCGUGCAACGAAAGUCCCCUCCGGAGAGCAAACAGCAGAAGGUCCUCAACGCUGCCAUCCUGCAGUUAUCUAGGAGCAUCAAAGAGCUGCAGGAUGAGAACCGGAAGCUGAAAGCAGACCUAGAGCACGCAAUGAGCAGCUCCCCUGCCUCCGGCAGAGCAAAGAAUUACACUGAGUGGAGCAGACAGAGGCUGGUUCGGCGGAUUUCAAGGCUGGAGAAAAAAAUGGAUGAGAUGCAGAAUGGCAGGCUUUCAGAAACUAGCACUUCAUCGUUGCUCACCCAAUUGGGUCAGUCAGCUGCUGAGGAAGGUGACCCUCCAGAAGAACGUGAGCGUCUUCGCAGACUAGUGAACAAGCUGAAAGGCCAAAAGGACGUCCUUCAGAACCAACUGGCUGCUAAAGAGGAAGAAAUCCAGAAGCUGACAGAGAAGGUGGGAGAACUGGAGGGAAGCCAAGAAGCAAACUGUAGGCUGGCUGGAAUUGAUGCCACAGAACCUCCCAACCAGGGCCUGCAGAACUGUCAGCCCAGCUGGCGACCGUUGAAUCCAGCAUGCAUGCUAAAGUUCAGAGGUUCAGAUUUGGAGUGCCCACCUCCUUGCUCUCCUGAGCAUCACAGAAAGGAACAAGCUGCUCGGGUCAUCCAGAGACAAUGGAAGGCCUACCACACCAAGAUUGACAGGGCUGCACUGGAUGAGGCGGUUGUUGUGCUCCAGGCAGCUUUCAGGGGACACUUGGCUCGGCAGAAACUAUUAUCAAUUAACGCACAAGGUCGAAACUCUCCCAGCGUACCUCGAACAGGACACAAGGCAGCUAUCAGGAAUUCACUUUCGUCUCGUGGGUCCAGCUCUUCACAAACAGCUGCUGAUUACAAAGCAGAAGAAGAUGCUGUGAGGCUUGUGCAGUCCGUUUUCAGGGCUCACACGGCACGCACCCACCUUGAGGAAAGGCCUCUGAUCCCUGGUCCUGGAGAUGAGAGAGCGAGCCACGCAGGCCCUGACAGUGGAGAGAAGAAGCCAGUCUGGUCUCCAUUCAAAUAUUCGCCUCUAGCCUUCACCUCAGCUGUUCAUGCCACAUCCUCCCGUGAUCAGCUGCAGCCCUCUCCCUCGCCACCUGCAGAUGAAGUUCAGUCGGAUGACUCGGAUGACAUCAUCACAGUGUCUCCAUCACCAGUGAAGAAAACAUCAUCUCAUGAUUUCACCAGCCAUUUGUCACAUUCUCUGCUGCACUCCUAGCGUGACAGUGAAGGACAUUUUAGUCUUG
Podarcis raffonei (Aeolian wall lizard) is the source of this 2235-nucleotide messenger RNA. It is a transcript of the gene IQCE, whose product is annotated as IQ motif containing E. NCBI's taxonomy places the organism in Eukaryota, Metazoa, Chordata, Lepidosauria, Squamata, Lacertidae. Bases 150 to 2207 code for a protein of 685 amino acids. The record is from RefSeq and is a predicted model, not a curated record. Gene Ontology annotation, molecular function: protein binding. The transcript has 21 exons.